Messenger RNA from Nezara viridula (southern green stink bug), 11115 nucleotides. The record is from the annotation of a GenBank genome assembly. NCBI's taxonomy places the organism in Eukaryota, Metazoa, Arthropoda, Insecta, Hemiptera, Pentatomidae.
AAAAAGUUUAAGAUUAUCCACCGUAUGAGCUAUGCGCUGCAAGGUUAUGACGUACACAUGUCUCAGGUGACGUAGCUCCGUUCCUAAUAAUUUUAACGUUAAUUUUCUUCAAAAAUGUAUCAGAGUAAAGAAGUAAUUUUUUCAUUGUUAUUUCUUAUCGAAGAAUGUAAUUGAAAGUCCAUGCCAGAGCCCAAUCAGUAUUUUAUAUUGAUUAAGUUGAAAAAGUUUUGCACAAAAUGUUCUCAUAAACUAUUUAACCUCAUUCAAUGAAAGUAUGAUUAAAUGAAUAAUUGAUUAGCUCUGCUGGAGCGUCAGUGGAUAGCGAACUACUAGCUGGAAAUGGAGGUUUAGGAGGUCUGAAUGUGAUUCCAGGGAUCCAGUUGUUUCCAUCAUCCCAGGCAGGUGCAGAGGCAGAGGCGCAAAGUAAGGUAGGAACCGACCUAGCUAUGGGCGGCUAUUUAGGUACACCAGAAAACCCUGGAGCAACAGACAACUCUAGAUCACAGAUCCAAUCAGCAUUAGGACUUCAACCAAGUGAAACUUUUCAACAAGGAGGAGUUCGAACAGCUUUUAGCACUAACAAGUCAUCAAUUAGUGAAUCAACCGAACACAGCCAGGCACAAAUCGUAGGUAGUGGAUUACUAACAAUUCCAGUGUCAGUAGCGGUCAAACCAGCAGAAGAUGCUACCGCUGCAUCAGCUCAAAAUGAAGUUCAUAAUUCAGCAGCUUCAGGAUUGCGUAAAUCAGAAUCAUUAGGAGUGAAAACACAAGCUCAGACUGCAGCAGAACAACAAGACGCAAAGCUACAAGCUGGUGCAGGAGCCAAUUUAGCCCAUGCUACUCAAAAGCAAGGACAAGUUUCAAAAGAUAAAUCUGCUUCUGAUGUCCAAACUAAUGCAAAUGCACAAGGGUCAGCUGUAUCAGAAGUCAGUGGAUCAGGAUCCUUGAGAAUAAAAACACAAUCUCAAUCGGCAUCAGAAGCUACAAAAAGAGCAGAACUCCAGGCUGGUGCAGGAGAAAAUGCUGCUCAAAAACAAGAGAAAGUUGUAGGAGAUAAAUCAUCUUCCAGCGUCCAAACUAAAGCUAAAGCACAAGAUGCAGCAGCAUCAGAACUCAGUGAAUCAGGGUCCUUGGGUGUGAAAACGCAAUCUCAAGGCGCAGCAGAAGCUCAAAAAGGAGCAAAACUACUGGCUGGUGCAGAAGCGAAUGCUGCCCAUACUUCUCUAAAACAAGGUAUAGUUUCAGAAGAUAAAUCAGCUUCCAGCGUCCAAACCGAAGCCAAGGCCCAAGCGGCAGCAGCAUCAGGACUAAGUGGAUCAGGAUCAUUGGGAGUAAACACACAAUCUCAAGCCGCAGUAGAAGCUCAAAAAGGAGCAGAACUCCAAGCUGGUGCAGAAGCGAAAGGAGCCAAAGCCAGUAAAAAACAGGGGCAAGUUUCAGAAGGUAAAUCGGCUUCCAGCGUCCAAAGUGAAGCAAAAGCACAAGAGGCAGCAGCAUCAGAACUCAGUGGAUCAGGAUCUUUGGGAGCAAAAACACAAUCUCAUUCCGUAGCAGCAGCUAAAAAAGGAGCAGAACUACAGGCUGGUGCAGAAGCGAAUGCAGCUCAUGCUUCUCAAAAACAAGCGAAAGUUUCAGAAGGUAAAUCGGCUUCCAGCGUCCAAAGUGAAGCAAAAGCACAAGAGGCAGCAGUAUCAGAACCCAGUGGAUCAGGAUCUUUGGGAGCAAAAACACAAUCUCAUUCCGCAUCAGAAGCUAAAAAAGGAGCAGAACUACAGGCUGGUGCAGAAGCGAAUGCAGCUCAUGCUUCUCAAAAACAAGCGAAAGUUUCAGAAGAUAAAUCAGCUUCCAGCGUCCAAACUGAAGCCAAAGUACAAGAGGCAGCAGCAUCAGGACUCAGUGGAUCAGGAUCGUUGGGGGUAAACUCACAAUCUCAUUCCGCAUCAGAAGCUCAAAAAGGCACAGAACUACAGACUGGUGCAGGAGCAAACGCUGUUCAAAAAGAAGGAAAAGUUUCAGAUGAUAAAUCGGCUUCCAGCGCACAAAACCAUGCUAAAGCACAAGGAGCAGCAGGAUCAGGACUCAGUGGAUUAGGAUCUUUGGGAGUAAAUACACAAUCUCAAGCCGCAGCAGAAUCUCAAAAAGGAGCAGAACUACAGACUGGUGCAGGAUCGAAUGCUGUUCAAAAACAAUUACAUGUUUCAGAAGAUAAAUCAGCUUCCAGCGUCCAAAACCAUGCUAAAGCACAAGGGGCAGCAGGAUCAGGAGUCAGUGGAUUAGGAUCUUUGGGAGUAGAUAUACAAUCUCAAGCCCCAACAGAAGCUCAAAAAGGAGCAGAACUACAGACUGGUGCAGGAUCGAAUGUUGUUCAAAAACAAGGACAUGUUUCAGAAGAUAAAUCUGUUUCCAGCGUCCAAAACCAUUCUAAAGCACAAGGAGCAGCAGGAUCAGGACUCAGUGGAUUAGGAUCUUUGGGAGUAGAUAUACAAUCUCAAGCCGCAGCAGAAGCUCAAAACGGAGCAGUACUACAGACUGGUGCAGGAUCGAAUGCUGUUCAAAAACAAGGACAUGUUUCAGAAGAUAAAUCAGCUUCCAGUUUCCAAAACCAUGCUAAAGCACAAGGGGCUGCAGCAUCAGGAGUCAGUGGAUUGGGACCGUUAGGACUAAACACACAAUCUCAAGCCGCAGCGGAAGCUCAAAAAGGAGCAGAACUACAGACUGGUGCAGGAGCGAUUGCUGCUCAACAACAAGGGCAGAUUUCGAAAACGGAAGCUCAAGCAGGAGCGCAAUCUGGGGCUAUGUUACAACCUGCAAGCCUCAACGCAGCUGUGAUGCUACCUCUGCAGAUAACUCAAGGUGGAAUGCAAGUUAGUCAAAGUGAAUCCAGCCAUUCAACUAAUUCUACCCAAGAACAACUCGUUUCUGGAAGUACUUCAACUGUGCCACUUACUGGAGUUGCGACUGAAGGCUUUGCUCCAAUUGGUGCAGUACAGUUUGGAGGCAACGCUGGAGGUCUCAAUGGCGGAAUUACAGCAAAAACAGAGGCAGGAGUGAAUUCAAAUGGAUCAUCUUCAAACGCUCAGCUAAAGCUUGGUGGAACUUCAAACAAUGAACAACCAUCUGAAGAGUCAGAAUCAAAGUUAAAAACACAAGCAGAAGGACAGGUGGAGACAGAUGGACAAACUGGAAAUAAUUCACAGGCAUCUGGUGGAGUGAAAGCUCAAGCAGGUGCAAGUGUACAAGCAGGUUCCCCAGCAUCUCAGCUUCAAGCAGAAGCGAAUGUAAAAGAAGGCUCUAAGUCACCUCAGGCUCAAGCAGGUGCAAGCAUACAGACUAGUUCCUCAGCAUCUCAGCUUAAAGCAGGAGCGAGUGCAGUAUCAAAUGGUCGCCCACCUCAGAAUCAAACAGGAUUGAAUGCACAAACUGGAUCCAAGGCUCAAGCUAAUGUGCAAACAGGAUUCAGGCCAUCUCAAGCUCAAGCAGGAUUAAAUGCGGAGGCAGGAUUGAGGGCUCCACAGAGUCAAGCCGGAGGCAACUUUCAACCAGGAUUCACUUCAACUCAGGCUCAAACCGGUUUGAAUGCACAAUCUGGAUCUCAGUCAUCUCAAGCUCAAGCAGGAGCAAAUGUACAAGCCAGCUCCUGGCAACCUCAGACUCUGACAGGAUUAAAUGGACAGAGUGGAUCCUUGUCUCCACAAGCUCAAGCAGGAGGAAACGUACAAUCAGGAUUCCCAUCAACUCAGGGUCAAGCAGGGUUCAAUGGACAGACUGGUGGAUCCUGGUCUCCGCAAGCUCAAACAGGAGGAAACGUACAAUCAGGAUUCCCAUCAACUCAGGGUCAAGCAGGGUUCAAUGGACAGACUGGUGGAUCCUGGUCUCCACAAGUUCAAACAGGAGGAAACGUACAAGCAGGAUUUCUAUCAACUCAGGAUCAAACAGGAUUAAAUGGACAGGCUGGAUCUUGGUCUCCACAGGCUCAAGCUGGAGGAAACGUACAAUCAGGAUUCCCAUCAACUCAGGGUCAAGCAGGGUUCAAUGGACAGGCUGGUGGAUCCUGGUCUCCACAAGCUCAAACAGGAGGAAACGUACAAGCAGGAUUUCUAUCAACUCAGGGUCAAACAGGAUUAAAUGGACAGGCUGGAUCUUGGUCCCCACAGGCUCAAGCUGGAGGAAACGUACAAUCCGGAUUCCCAUCAAGUCAGAGUCAAGCAGGGUUCAAUGGACAGGCCGGUGGAUCGUGGUCUCCACAAGCUCAAGCAGGAGGAAACAUACAAGUAGGAUUCCCAUCAACUCAGAGUCAAACAGGACUGAAUGAACAUCCUGGAUCGUGGUCUCCACAGGCUCAAGCUGGAGGAAACGUGCAAACAGGAUUCUUAUCAACUCAGGGUCAAGCAGGAUUGAAUGGACAAUCUGGAUCCCAGUUGCCUCAGACUCAAGCAGGAACGAAUGGACAAGCUGGAUCUUGGUCUCCUCAGGGUCAAGCAAGUGGGAAUGUGCAAGCAGGCUCCUGGCGACCUCAGUCACAAGCAGGAUUGAAUGGGCAGGCUGGUGGAUCCUGGUCUCCACAGGCCCAAGCAGGAGGAAACUUACAAACAGGAUUCUCAUCACUGCAGACUCAAACAGGAUUUAAUGCACAAGCAGGAUCCCAGUUGUCUCAGACUCUAGCAGGAGCUAAUGGACAAGCAGGAUCUUGGACUCCUCAGACUCAAGCAAGUGGGAAUGUGCAAGUAGGCUCCUGGCGACCUCAGGCUCAAGCAGGAUUGAAUGGACAGAGUGGAUCCUGGAUGCCUCAGAUUCAAGCAGGAGGAAACGUACAAACAGAAUUGCUGGCACCUCAAGUUCAAGCAAGUGGGAAUAUGCAAACAGGCUUGCAAGCAUCUCAAUCUCAAUUGGCAUUGAAUGGUCAGGCUGGGACUUGGACGCCUCAGUCUCAAGCCGGAGUAAAUGCACAAGCAAGCUCUCAGCAACCACAAUUUAAAUCUGAAUCAGCAAUGGAUGGAGUUGCACAGGAAACUGAAAGUGAACAGAUUUAUGCUGAUACGUCAGCUUCAGGAAGGCCAGCUUUAGGACCUUCUUCUUGGCCUGCAGCUAAUAUAAAUGUCAAUUUAGGAGGUAAAGUAAAUUUACAGAACCAGCAAUCACAGGCACCGGAGAGGUUUCGUGAAGGACAAGCAGGCCUUAGUUCUUCUAGCCAAGCCAAUACACAAACGCAAGGAUCUGCUUCUGCGGGGUUAUCUUCUAGCAGGCCAGUUUCUGGGCCAUCUAGUAAUUGGCAAAGUAAUAUUAAUGUGGGAGUUCAAACUGGUGCAGCACAAUUCAGUGGAUUGUCUGGUGCUAAUCAACCUUCUAGUUAUCAACAGGUUCAAACACAAGGGUCAGCACAAGCAGGAAUAGGAUCGGAUGAACGUUUCAAUGGACAAUCUGCAGCUCAAACUGAAGGACAGCUUGGAAUCGGGACAUCACUCUUAAGCAGACCGACUGCUGUCCGGCCUUCUACACAAACAAAUGCUUAUGCUGGAACCCAAACAGGACUGUCCUUACAAAACGGUGGAUUCAUUAGUGUUGUUAUACCACCAAGCAAUCAACCAACUCAAGCAGGACUCUCCUCAGGUGCUGCUAACCAAAUAAAUGCCCAAAGUCAAGGAUAUAUAUCAACCAGACCAUUAGCUUACCGACAAGCGGCACAAAGUAACGCAAACGUAUUAGCACAAGCUAAUACUGCAGCUCAGGCAGGUUUAGGAUUACAGAAUGGUGGGUUCAUUGGAAUUUAUAUACCUCCAAGUCAGCAGCCAUCUCAAGUACAGGGGCUAAAUGAUAAGCUGAUGAGCUCAGGAAAUGCUGCUGCUCAAAGCCAAGCAUCCGGUGGAGCAAGCUUAGGGAGUAGAGCUUCUGCCAGUGGAAUGCUUGGACUUGGCCUUGCUUUAUAAUUGCUUAUUUGAUGUUCUCAAAAGACUGGUUGUUUAUAAAUAUACAUUAAUUCUUCAGUAAACUUAACACUUAUUUCUCAAUUUAAACCACAAUGUGAUACUCUUUAAUAGAGGUUGAUUCUUACUUUUUUUUUUAUCAGAAAAUUAAAAAAAUAAAAUAAAAUGUGUUAUAUUUAAUAUACUUAAUGUAUUAUUUAAUACUUCGCCUUAUAUUCAAAAAUAAAAAACUUGAGAACAGUUUAAGUACAUCGAAUUGAUGAAAUUGUUAACAAAAUAAAGAAAGACCUUAAUCCAUUACUGACUGAACUGAUAUCAUUUUUUUUUUAAAUAUGAGUUUGUUAAAACCACUCCCUUGUUCAAACUUUCUCAUCCAAUACCUUGGUUCAAUUACUAUAAAAAAAGCCUAUAACAAUUUAUAAGACGUUUCGUUAUUGCUAUUUCUGAGUGAAGAGUGGUGCAUAAAAGGAUAUCCAAAAGUGUGUUGUUAGAAAUUAUAAUGUGACAAUUAUAUAUGUUACUAUAUUAGAUUGAAUAUAAGACUUCUCAAAUUUAAGACGCAUAUGUUUUCUCACCAAAGUAGUUGGGAAUUCAGUAAAUAAAAUAAUGAAGAAAUAAAAGGAAUUUGGGAAUAAGUAAAUUGUCUUAAAUCAUUAUUUUUUUUUUAGGUAUUCUUUUAAAAUAUUCGAUUAAAUCAAAACCUAACACAGAUUUGUAUUUAUUUUAAUUGUUUUCACUUUCCUUAAGUAUUCAUUUAUUUCACUAACAGUGAUAACAGAUAUGGUCGAUUUAUUACAAAAAGUCAUAAAGUGUAAUAUUUCAUUAAUUUCAAAUAUAUUUUUGUGAUUUAUCGUCCUAAAAAACCACUGUUUGCAUGAAAAUGAUACACACCCUUUUAUUUAUCAUAUAUAGAUACAUACAAUAAGCACACAAUUUUCUGAUUUCACAAUGGAAAAAUUCAUCAAAGUUCCUAAUUAUUUGAGAUUAGAUAUUUGAGGUUAUGAAAUGUCACUUAAUGGCUUUUUUCAAUAAACCGACGAUGUACUGUAUAAAUUUUGAUGAUUUAAAACAAAAUUAAAUACUUAUUUUAUAAAUAUUUAGAUUUAAAUUCUAGUCUUCAAAUUCAAGAAUCACUGUUUUAAAAUCCAAUUCUUUAAAAAAGUACAUAUUUCGUUUGAUCCAAUAAAUAUAAAAAAGUUGUGAUAUUGAAAUAUCAUGGAAUAGCAAAGAAUAACAAAAUGUUUAAUGGAACAAGCCUGAGUUACUUAAAUAUUAUUAUGUGAUAAAUCCUGGCAUAUUGAACUUGACUAGGUAUACAAGCUCAUGGCUAACUCAGUAAGGAAUUUAUGAACAUAGAACUACCUUCAGGGUAAAAGGAACAUUAAAAUAAAACUAUAUUGUUCAACAUAAUUUAUAUAAUAAAGUGUAAAAAUGUAUAUUUAUAUGGGAAUGGAACAUUACUAAUGUGUUACAAUUUAAUUGUAUAAAACAGCUAAAUAGUAGGAAAGUGUAUUUUGAUUACUCUGUUUUCAUAAAUAUAUUAUUGUUAAAACACUGCUGAAAAAUACCAGGUUUACAAUACAAUAAGAAAACAUUAGAAAAGAAAAAAAAUAAGUGAACAUUAUUGGAAGACAACACAGUCAAAAUACAUCCUCGUAAUCUAUAUAUAAAAUAAUGAGUAGUAAAAAUCAUGUGGCACAUUACAAAAUACUGUGUCUUAUGGAAAUACUGUAUUAUAACAUAGCUUCUUAGUAGGAUCGAGUUUUAUUUUCUUAAUCUAAGAAAAUAGGAGGCAAAUCUAUUAAAAACAACAUUAUUUGAAACAGGUGGGAUUUGUUUCUAAAGAUUUUGUAUUAUAUUAAUUAUAUUUAAAUAUUAAUGGAGUUAUGUGUUUUUAAUUACAAUUGUAUAGUUGAAAAUCAUUCUGAAUAGCACCCUAUAAUCAGUAAAAAUCUCGUUUAAUAUUAAAUACAUUUUAAUACUAUCUGUAAUAAUAAUAAGCUAAAAAUUAAACAAUUUUAUACAAAAACAGUCUAUUAUUACGUAGAUCCUAUGCAUAUAUGAGACUUUUACUCAAAGGGUUGAAGAAAUUAGUGACUAAGUUAAAUAUUUAAAGAGCGAUUCCACACUAGACUUAUUUAUAGAAAGAAUAUUGCUUUCUUUGAUAAUGUAUAUGUUUAAAUAUAUAUAUUAUGGUUAGUAGAAUAGUUAAAAAAUUUAGCUAUUUCCUAAUAAGGCUAUUCAUCAAAUUAAAAAUGGGUAAAUACAAUGCUAUGUAUAAAGUACUUGCUUAGGAUUUUUUUGUGGCAUCUCAGGACUAGAUCUCAAGUAAUAUUUUUUGAGAAAAUAUUUGACAGAAAAAUAAUAUGAUUAUUCAACAGAAACAAAAAUUCCAAGUAAAUUCAAUGAGAAAAAUAUAAAAGGUCAUAAAAUGGAAAUUCUCAUACAUUUUCAAAAGUAUAAAACAAACAAAAAAAAACAUGGAUAUAAAAUAUGAGAUGAUAAAUGAAGAUAUAAGAUGAGAGAAAUAAUAAUAUAUAAAAUGAAAGAAUAUUGAAAUGUUUUAAUUUUUUGCAAUAUGUAGUUUGAGUCUUAACUAUUCCACUUACAGAACUCAUUUUUUUUUUUUUUCCAUUCCGAUAAAUUAAUUUUCUUUUUCACAUAUUAUUAAUAGACAAUUAUACUAAUGUUUUGAUAAUAAUUGUUAUUUCUAUGAUUGUUAAAGUUUUAAAUACUAAGGCUAAGUUACCUAGUGUGAAAGACGCUUCGAGUGAAAUAAUUAAUAUUUCUUUUUUUAUUGAAUGUUAAAAAAAAAUAAUAAAAUAUAAUUUUUGUUUGGAAUAUAUAUCUCUCCAUCCAAAACUUUAAAGAGGAGUAGAGAUUUGCUGAGUUGUCAACUAUACAGGAUUUUACAGUAAAUUAAGUACAAGCGUUAAAAAUAGCCAGUCUCAAGGGUUAGGGGAAAAUCUGUAAUUUAAUCAAAUGUACAUCUUUCUUAAAAGUUAUAUACAUUUUCCUCGUGAUAAUUGAGCCUUUGUUUGGUACUCACUCGAAAUAAGCAAAUUCAAUAAAAUUAUUCAUAUUGUUUAUAUAAGAUUUUUUUUUUAAUAUUUUAGAUAUCAAACAAUAACAUUUUAUGUACAAAUGAAUUGAUUCAUGAAUAUAGAAAAAAAAAUUUAACAAGGAACACAGCACACAGUUUAACUUUUUACUGACCUGCAAUAAUAUAUCAAUAUAUUUAUAUAUAUGUAUCAUAUAAUGACAAUUAUGAAAAUAUUGGCAGCGAAUAUAUUUAUAUAAGUUAAAAUUAAUCGUUAACAUUGAUAAAUCAGUGCAAAAUGAUAAAAUAUGAAAAAUAAAUAAACUUUACAGAUUCUUUUACUAAAAAUUUAUUAUUUAUAAGAAUACCAACAAAUAAUGAAUUUAAAUUUAUUAUUUUUGCACUUAUAUAUCGAUAUUAAUCUUCAAGCUAUACAUUGAAAUAAUUAUUUUUUUAAUUUGGUUCUACAAUAAAAAAUAAUGGCACAUAAUCUAAAUAAUUUUCAAAAGAGCCCUACCUAAGAUAUACAAAAUUAUUAUUUAAAUAAAUUUAACAACUAAGCAAUAUAUUAAUACAAUUUUCAAAUAAGAAAACUUUUUUCAUAUUAAUGUAAUCAAGUUUUAUUUUUUAAUGAUUUUUAAAUUUAAAAAUAAUACUGUUUCCCGAAGCGAGGGAUAAAUAUGUAAAAACUAUAUCUGAAAUAGACAAAGCUUUUUUUUCUCAGACUAAUGACGAUGAUUUAUUCAGUGUGAAUAUUAUAAUCAUGAUAUUUAAAAAAAAAAAAUAAUAAGUUGAAAAAAAUAUAUCAAUUUUAUUUAAUUUAUGAACAUGUUUUAAAUUAAAUUUUUUUUUUUUAAUUUUCAACCUCCAAUCUCAAUUAAGUACAAGCAUGAAAUUUAUGGAUCAUAUCCUUGGAAAUAUCACAGCUGUUAUUACAAGAAAUAUUGAUAUGAAUAAGAUUUUUAAUCAUCAGUAAUUCCAAUUAACAAAACCUUUUGAUGAAAAAAACUGAAGAAAAUUUUAAAGCAAUUUAAUCUCUCACUUCUACAAUCAUUAAAUAACAAGGAAUAUACUAACAAUUUUCCACGCCCAAUAAUGGACAAAUUUUCCUGAAAUAUAAAAAAAUAUAGUCUCAUAUAUUUUUCACAUUCAGGUAUUUGUUCAUUAUGAAAAAUCUUCAUAAGUUGGUCUAAUUAACAUAUUAUCAUAAAGCUUAUAAACUCAACAAGAUUUCAUAUAUAAAUAUAUUCGCAUUAAUCACAACUUCCAAAUUUCAUCUUUGAUUUGUGAUAAAUUUAUAAUCGAGACAAACGUUUUUCAUUUUUAAAUGAUUUCCAUAUAAUCAAUAAAAAGCAUCAAUAAUGUAAUAUAUUAUUUAUAGGCAUAUAACAUAAUCUAUUUUUAAAAUAUUGUACAAAUAUUUUUAAAAAAAUAAAAACACCACUUUUUGAAAGUGGUUAAAAUUGUAUGGUAAUGUAAACAGCUCGUUGGUAUAAAGCUGAUACAGAAUAUUUUGCCAAGUACUAUACAUAUAUAUCAUUUUAUUUAUUUUUUUAAAUUCCAUAGCCAACAAACAGGUAUAGCUCCCAAAAUUUCUAAAAAAGGAGUAUCACAUAAUAUAAAAAUUUGAUCAAAAUUCUGAAUAUAUUUCAUAAAAUUUUUAAAUUAAAUAUAAUACACAACAAUUAAAUCACAGAAUUUUAUUAAUUUUUUUAUUAAUAUUAUCAUACAACUUCAACACCUUGGCAAACAAAGUCUUAUACCCAAACGAGCGGUUUCACCAUUAUUAUAGAACAAUCGAUAUAUUAUAAAAAUUAUAUAGAGUAAUAAAAAAAAUUAAAAACGAAAAUAAAAAGAAUUUAACAUUUUUUUGUUCUUUUUUGCACAAUGUAACAUAUUUCAUAUGAGCUCAUGAGGAUUUUAUAAACCACUCAAUAAGCUAUUUGUAUGUACUUAUAAAAUAUAUACACAACUGAAAGAGGAUGAUUGGGCGAUUUUUUUUUUUUUAAACAUAAACAGUAAAACUAAGAAUUAGCUUAAAUUAAAUUGACGUCCAUGCAUAAGUACAUGAUAUUCAUUCGUAUAUCUGAUCAGUGUAGCAUGGUGGACCUUGAUAUGAAUCCGCCGCGACAAGGCACAUUGAAGCUGCUCAAC